This is a messenger RNA of Purpureocillium takamizusanense, 957 nucleotides long. RefSeq lists its product as uncharacterized. The record is from RefSeq and is a predicted model, not a curated record. The coding region runs from base 1 to 957 and encodes 318 amino acids. Lineage: Eukaryota; Fungi; Ascomycota; Sordariomycetes; Hypocreales; Ophiocordycipitaceae. The transcript has a single exon.
AUGGGCGUCCUCAGCAACAACAAGGAGAAGCGACCUGUCAAGGUCCGCGUCGAGAAGCGCGUGUGGCAGGAGCGCCAAUACCACCCAGACGGGCGGUAUUACAUUCUCGACCACAACCCCCCUCCCCCCCGCAACGUCAACAAGAGCGAGGUUCAGAAGAACCUCAACACCUGCAAGCCCAAGCCGGACCUCACGGUCAAGGCAUGGAAGAUCAACGAGGAGAGCUGGGAGCAGUGGGAGCCCGUCUUCCACCACGUCGCCGUCAAGUUCCGCGUCGACCACGGCGGCAAGGAGAAGCUCGAGGAGCACAUGGCCGCCAAGCGUGAGUACGACGGCUACCAGCACUGGCGCUGCAAGAUGUUCCGCUCCGCCUGUACCGGCACCCUCAAGAUCGGGUUCUCGGUGGACUUCGCCGCCCGAACCUUUGGCAUCUUGUACGUGCUCUUCAUGACCGACGGCCUGCCAGCGCGUCUCGCCACGCGCACAAGCAUCGCGCACUCGGGCACGACUGGGUGCUCCUUCUGGACGGAGCUUUCGCCGUCCGACUGCAAAGUCGUCCCCUGCUGCGCCGACUUGUGCGAAGAUGUCCCUCGUCAGGGGGAUAUCUCCAUCUACGAGCAUGGCCUACGCAUCCGCCAGCUCAAGAGGGACCAGGCCAAGGACAAGGCCGAGUCCGAGCGCGAACAAUGCACCAUCCGUCGCAGUCUCGGGUGCAAGAUCCGCGGCCUCGAGAAGCAGAAGGAGGCUCUGGAGGAGCAAGUUGACAAGCUCGUCCAGCGGAACCGGGCCUUGGAGGCAGCGGCCGGCAAGUCGCGCAAGAGCGGCUUGGGUAACAAGAGAGGUCGCGAGGACAGCGGCUUCGGGGGGAUGGAGGACGAGGAGACUCGGGGAGUCAAGGAUGAGGAGAGCUCGGAUGACGACAUGCCUCUCGUUCCCAAGCGUCGACGCUUGGCAUAA